AUGACGAUGAUGAUUCAGCGCGUGAACGCCAAUUCGCCGGCACAGGCCGUGAAGAGCCGCGCACGCGGGCCGACGAUUACGCAGCUGCGUGCCAAGCAGGCCGCUCUUGUGGCCGCAUCCGAGCUCGCGGCUUCGAGUGAUGCCGAGGCGAGUGUGGUAAGGCACUCGCCCGUUGACGAAGCCAAGCGGUGGGCAAGCGGCAAAGGCCGCAAAGUGGGCUUCGCAAAAGCACGUGCCACCUUCCGUGGCGGCGGCACGGGAAUCGCGGCGACGGCGGCGAAGCACGACUCGCUCAUCAAGAAGGCCCGCUGGCGCGGACUUAAUAAAUAG
Molecule: messenger RNA, 330 nt
Organism: Emiliania huxleyi CCMP1516
Lineage: Eukaryota; Haptophyta; Isochrysidales; Noelaerhabdaceae
Exons: 2
Coding region: 1-330 (109 amino acids)
Source: RefSeq, a predicted model, not a curated record